CUUCUCUUCCUCGAAAGCAUAAAAGCCAAGCAGACACACAAGGCCAGAUGGCUCCCCUUUAUAGUUACUAACGCCUGUGUCCCUCCUCCCUCUCUCAUGCAUUAGCUUCUUCACCCAUUUGCCCAUUUAUAACCCCAUCAAUCUCCGCCAACUUCUCUAUUCCAAAUCGCCUCAUCUUCUCUUUGUUUCUUUCUCUCUUACUCUGUUUCUUUUUCUUUUUUGUGUUCUUGUGCCCCUUUUGGUGUUUUUGAGUGUGAAACAAUAGCAGAGCCAUGGUGGUUCUGUCGCAGACAGCAUUAGACCAUUACUCCCUAAUCAAAACAUGCAAGCCUACGGGCUUAUUCUCUGGGAUUCCUGUGAUAAACUUGAUGGACCCUGAUGCCAAGACCCUCAUAGUUGAAGCUUGUGAAGAGUUUGGGUUCUUCAAGUUGGUCAAUCACGGAGUCCCAUUGGAGUUCAUGAGCAGAUUGGAAACACUGGCCAUGAACUUCUUUGACCUUCCUCAGUCUGAGAAAGAUAAGGUUGGCCCACCUGACCCUUUUGGCUAUGGCAACAAGAGAAUUGGCCCUAAUGGUGAUGUUGGUUGGAUUGAAUAUCUUCUUCUCAACACCAAUCCCCAAAUCACUUCCCACAAAACUCUCUCCAUUUUCCAGGAAAACCCACAAAUUUUCCGCUCUGCUGUGGAAGAUUACAUAUUGGCAGUGAAGAGAAUGGCAUAUGAAGUGCUGGAAUUGAUGGCAGAUGGACUGGGGAUUGAACCAAGGAAUGUGCUGAGUAAGCUGGUGAAGGAUGAGAAGAGCGACUCAUGCUUCAGGCUAAACUACUAUGCACCAUGCCCAGAGCUGCAAGCAUUGAGUGGUAGAAAUUUGAUUGGGUUUGGGGAGCACACAGACCCACAGAUAAUUUCUGUCUUAAGAUCUAACAACACAACUGGCCUGCAAAUCUGUCUGAGAGAUGGGACUUGGGUUUCAGUCCCACCUGAUCAGACGUCCUUUUUUAUCAAUGUUGGUGAUGCCUUGCAGGUAAUGACUAAUGGAAGGUUUAAGAGUGUGAGGCACAGAGUUUUAGCUGACACAAGAAAAUCAAGAAUUUCCAUGAUCUACUUCGGUGGUCCACCUCUGAGUGAAAAGAUUGCACCUUUACCAUCUCUAUUAGCAGAAGGGGAAGAAAGCUUAUAUGAGCAGUUCACAUGGAGUGAAUACAAAAACUCAGCUUACAAGUCAAGGUUGGCUGACUACAGACUUGGGCUAUUUGAAAAGAAGAAACUGCAGGCCAUUUUAGCAAAUAUUUAAUUUAGGGUUUUGUCAAAGCUCAAAAUAGGUUUGAAAGAGUUGACUCAAUUCCCACAGAUGGAAAAGCAUAGAGGUUGUUCUUUUGCUUUUGUGGAUUUCUUUCUUUCUUUCUUUCUUUUCUUCUGGUUUAAAUGUAACAGCAGCUGCAGCUUCUCUACCAUUAAUGCAAGUUUAUUAUCAUAUGUACAA
Messenger RNA from Hevea brasiliensis (rubber tree), 1481 nucleotides. Its product is annotated as gibberellin 2-beta-dioxygenase. The record is from RefSeq and is a predicted model, not a curated record. Lineage: Eukaryota; Viridiplantae; Streptophyta; Magnoliopsida; Malpighiales; Euphorbiaceae. Gene Ontology annotation, biological process: response to light stimulus; gibberellin catabolic process.